This is a messenger RNA of Rotaria socialis, 1239 nucleotides long. The record is from the annotation of a GenBank genome assembly. Lineage: Eukaryota; Metazoa; Rotifera; Eurotatoria; Philodinida; Philodinidae.
AUGAGUCGAGACCGGCAUCGACAAGAUGAUCGAACUAGUAGUAAAUCAUCACGUAAUCAUGACUAUUUAAUUAAACUCCGUGGGAUUCCAUAUUCAUCAACUAAAGAUGAUAUUAAAAAGUUUCUACAUCCAUGCCGUAUUGACACUAUUCAUUUGUUCAACAAUCGUGGCAGUUCAUCGGACGAAUGCUUAGUUGAUCUCGAAUUAGAAGCAGAUGUCAAAGAUGCUUUGAAAAAAUCAAAUCAGCUUAUGGGAAAUAGAUACAUUGAAAUCUUGCAAGCAACUGUUUAUGAAUACAAUUUUUUUGUAAAACAUAAAGGGAUGAUUUCAUGGCGUGAACCUGUUAUUCGUAUGAAUGGCCUUCCAUAUACGUGUACAAUGGGUGAUGUACAAAACUUUUUUAAAGAUAUUCCAAUAGCUCGAAAUGGUAUUUAUAUAACACGAGAUAUGACUGAUAAUGCUUUGGGUGGUGGAUAUGUGGCUUUUAUUAGUAUGGAUAAUGCCUAUAAAGCAAUGGAUAUCUAUGAUCAAGCACAUAUUCAACACAGGUAUAUACAAUUAUCUCCAUCGACAUAUGACGAAGCGAAAAAAACAAUUUUAAAUGAUGCCGUUUUAAAUGGAAAACGAUUCGCAGGUGAAAGUGACGAUGAAGAUAAUAAUAACAAUACUCAAAAUCGAACUAAUCGAAGCCCACGAAAUUCACGGCCAACGAGUCGCAUUCAUCGUGGUCUUCCGGCAAAGCAACCUCCUUCACAAUCGAUUACUUCUCGAUCAAGAUCUCGACAACGUCACGAUGGUUCUCGACGACGAAGUCGAAAACGAAGUCGAAGUCCAGUACGCCAUUCGUCACGUACAUCAAUCCAAAAUGGAGAAUAUCUUGUUAAAAUGCGUGGUAUGCCUUUUACUGUAGUUGAAAAGGAUAUUCGAGAGUUCUUUCCAUCAGCUAUUCAACCGGUGCAUAUCAAAAUUUUAUAUGAUCGUCGUACAAAUCGUCCAAAUGGUGAUGCUCAUAUCUAUUUCAAUACAAUGGAUCAAGUCAAUGAAGCUGUAAAAUGUGAUAGAAAAUAUAUGGGUAGUCGUUAUGUUGAAAUUUAUUUUGAAUCACGUCGUACUUUAUCAUCGAACCGUCGACGUAGUAAAAGCAAGGACAGUUCUCAUCAUUCAUCUCGUUCUUCAUCGAAAACAAGCAAUCAUGAUAAAAGUAGAUCCAGAAGUGAAUCACGAGAUAAAACGAAUUGA